AUGGACUUACAGGAUCUGAACUGGCACCUCACCACAGCCAUUUCAGCUCUGAAUCCAAAGACACCUAAUGAAACAAAAGAGACAAAUCCUCCCGAAUUUGGGAAAGAGAAAGAGAUAAAUCCCUCUGAAUCUGGGAAAGAGACAAAGCCCCCUGAAUCUGGGAAACAAAAUCAAACAAAUCCACCUGAAUCUGGAAAAGAGAUAAAUCCCAUUGAAUCUGGGAAACAGAAAGAAACAAAUGCACCGGAAUCUGAGAAACAUAAAGAAACAAAUCCACCUGAACCUGGGAAAUAUAAAAAUCCACUUUUAUCUGGGAAACAGAUAAAUUCUCUGGAAUCAGGGAAAGAGACAAAUUCCCCUGAAUCUGGGAAACAGAAUGAAACAAAUCCUGCUGAAUCUGGGAAAGAGACAAAUCCACCCCAAUUAGGGAAAGAGUCGAAUCCACCUGAAUCUGGGAAAAAAAUUAAUCUCACUGAAGCUGGCAAACAGAAAGAGACAAAUCCCCCUGAAUCUGGGAAAGAGACAAAUUCCAUUGAAUCUGGGAAACAGAAAGAGACAAAUCCCCCUGAAUCUGGGAAAGAGACAAAUUCCACUGAAUCUGGGAAACAGAAAGAGACAAAUCCCCCUAAAUCUGGGAAAGAGACAAAUUCUACUGAAUCUGGGAAACAGAAAGAAAGAAAUCCUGCUGAAUCGGGGAAAGAGACAAAUCCACCCCAAUCAGGGAAAGAGUCGAAUCCCCCUGAAGCUGGGAAACAGAAAGAAACAAAUCCACCUGAAUCUGGGAAAGAGACAAAUUCCACUGAAUCUGGGAAACAGAAAGAGACAAAUCCUCCACACUCUGGGAAAGAGACAAAUUCCACUGAAUCUGGGAAACAGAAAGAGACAAAUUCCCCUGAAUCUGGACAAGAGAUGAAUCCCACUGAAUCUGGGAAAGAGCUGAAUCCUCCUGAAUCUGGGAAACAGAAAGAGACAAAUCCCCCUGAAUCUGGGAAAGAGACAAAUUCUCCGGAAUCUGGGAAACAGAAAGAGACAAAUCCUCUUGAAUCUGGGAAGCAGACAAAUCCUCCUGAAUCAGGGAAAGAGACAAAUUCCACUGAAUCUGGGAAACAGAAAGAGACAAAUCCUCUUGAAUCUGGGAAGCAGACAAAUCCUCCUGAAUCAGGGAAAGAGACAAAUUCCACUGAAUCUGGGAAACAGAAAGAGACAAAUCCUCCACACUCUGGGAAAGAGACAAAUUUCACUGAAUCUGGACAAGAGAUGAAUCCCACAGAAUCUGGGAAGCAGAAAGAGAUAAAUCCUCCAGAAACUGGAAAAGAAACAAAUCCACCUGAAUUUCAAAAAGAGACAAAUCCCCUUGAAUCUGGGAAACAGAAAGAAACUAAUCCACCUGAAUCUGGGAAAGAGACAAAUUUUCCGGAAUCUGGGAAACAGAAAGAGACAAAUCGCCCUGAAUCUGUGAAAGAGAAAAAUCCUCCAGAAUCUGGAAAAGAGCUGAAUCCUCCUCAAUCUGGGAAACAGAAAGAGACAAAUCCCCCUAAAUCUGGGAAAGAGACAAAUUCUCCGGAAUCUGGGAAACAGAAACAGACAAAUCCUCCUGAAUCUGGGAAAGAGACAAAUUCCACUGAAUCUGGGAAACAGAAAGAAACAAAUCCUGCUGAAUCAGGGAAAGAGACAAAUCCACCCCAUUCAGGGAAAGAGUUGAAUCCCCCUGAAUCUGGGAAACAGAAAGAAACUAAUCCACCUGAAUCUGGGAAAGAACUGAAUCCUCCUGAAUCUGGGAAACAGAAAGAGACAAAUCCCCCUGAAUCUGGGAAAGAGACAAAUUCCACUGAAUCUGGGAAAGAGACAAAUUCCACUGAAUCUGGGAAACAGAAAGAAACAAAUCCUGCUGAAUCGGGGAAAGAGACAAAUCCACCCCAAUCAGGGAAAGAGUUGAAUCCACCUGAAUCUGGGAAACAGAAAGAAACUAAUCCACCUGAAUCUGGGAAACAGAAAGAAACAAAUCCCCCUGAAUCUGGGAAAGAGAUGAAUUCUCUGAAAUCUGGAAAACAAAAAGAGACAAAUCCUCUUGAAUCUGAGAAGCAGACAAAUCCUCCUGAAUCUGGGAAAGAGACAAAUUCCACUGAAUCUGGACAAGAGAUGAAUCCCACAGAAUCUGGGAAGCAGAAAGAGACAAAUCCUCCAGAAACUGGAAAAGAAACAAAUCCACCUGAAUUUCAAAAAGAGACAAAUCCCCUUGAAUCUGGGAAAGAAAAAGAAACAAAUCCUGCUAAAUCUGGGAAAGAGACAAAUCCACCCCAAUCAGGGAAAGAGUUGAGUCCCCCUGAAUCUGGGAAACAGAAAGAAACUAAUCCACCUGAAUCUGGGAAAGAGCUGAAUCCUCCAGAAUCUGGGAAAGAGCUGAAUCCUCCUGAAUCUGGGAAACAGAAAGAGACAAAUCCUCUUGAAUCUGGGAAAGAGACAAAUUCCACUGAAUCUGGGAAACAGAAAGAGACAAAUCCUCCUGAAUCUGGGAAAGAGACAAAUUCCACUGAAUCUGGGAAACAGAAAGAAACAAAUCCUGCUGAAUCGGGGAAAGAGACAAAUCCACCUGAAUCUGGGAAACAAAUUAAUCUCACUGAAGCUGGGAAACAGAAAGAAACUAAUCCUCCUGAAUCUGGGAAAGAGACAAAUCCACCUGAAUCUGGGAAAGAGACAAAUCCACCUGAAUCUGGGAAAGAGACAAAUUCCCUUGAAUCUGGGAAGCAGAAAGAAACUAAUCCCCCUGAAUCUGGGAAAGAACUGAAUCCUCCUGAAUCUGGGAAACAGAACGAGACAAAUCCCCCUGAAUCUGGGAAAGAGACAAAUUCCACUGAAUCUGGGAAACAGAAAGAAACAAAUCCUGCUGAAUCUGGGAAAGAGACAAAUCCACCCCAUUCAGGGAGAGAGUCAAAUCCCCCUGAAGCUGGGAAACAGAAAGAAACUAAUCCCCCUGAAUCUGGGAAGCAGACAAAUCCUCCUGAAUCUGGGAAAGAGACAAAUCCACCUGAAUCUGGGAAAGAGACAAAUUCCCUUGAAUCUGGGAAGCAGAAAGAAACUAAUCCCCCUGAAUCUGGGAAAGAACUGAAUCCUCCUGAAUCUGGAAAACAGAACGAGACAAAUCCCCCUGAAUCUGGGAAAGAGACAAAUUCCACUGAAUCUGGGAAACAGAAAGAAACAAAUCCUGCUGAAUCGGGGAAAGAGACAAAUCCACCCCAUUCAGGGAAAGAGUUGAAUCCACCUGAAUCUGGGAAACAGAAAGAAACUAAUCCCCCUGAAUCUGGGAAAGAGAUGAAUUCUCUGAAAUCUGGAAAACAAAAAGAGACAAAUCCUCUUGAAUCUGAGAAGCAGACAAAUCCUCCUGAAUCUGGGAAAGAGACAAAUUCCACUGAAUCUGGACAAGAGAUGAAUCCCACAGAAUCUGGGAAGCAGAAAGAGACAAAUCCUCCAGAAACUGGAAAAGAAACAAAUCCACCUGAAUUUCAAAAAGAGACAAAUCCCCUUGAAUCUGGGAAAGAAAAAGAAACAAAUCCACCUGAAUCUGGGAAAGAGACAAAUCCUCCAGAAUCUGGGAAAGAGCUGAAUCCUCCUGAAUCUGGGAAACAGAAAGAGACAAAUCCUCUUGAAUCUGGGAAAGAGACAAAUUCCCCUGAAUCUGGGAAACAGAAUGAAACAAAUCCUCUUGAAUCUGGGAAAGAGACAAAUUUCCCUGAAUCUGGGAAAGAGACAAAUUUCCUUGAAUCUGGGAAAAAGACAAAUCCACUCCAAUCAGGGAAAGAGUCGAAUCCCCCUGAAUCUGGGAAACAGAAUGAAACAAAUCCUCUUGAAUCUGGGAAAGAGACAAAUUUCCCUGAAUCUGGGAAAGAGACAAAUUUCCUUGAAUCUGGGAAAGAGACAAAUCCACCCCAAUCAGGGAAAGAGUUGAAUCCCCCUGAAUCUGGGAAACAGAAAGAGACAAAUCCUCUUGAAUCUGGGAAAGAGACAAAUUUCCCUGAAUCUGGGAAAGAGACAAAUUUCCCUGAAUCUGGGAAAGAGACAAAUUUCCCUGAAUCUGGGAAAGAGACAAAUUUCCUUGAAUCUGGGAAAGAGACAAAUCCACCCCAAUCAGGGAAAGAGUCGAAUCCCCCUGAAUCUGGGAAACAGAAAGAGACAAAUCCACCCCAAUCAGGGAAAGAGUCGAAUCCCCCUGAAUCUGGGAAACAGAAAGAGACAAAUCCUCCUGAAUCUGGGAAAGAGACAAAUUUCCCUGAAUCUGGGAAAGAGACAAAUUUCCCUGAAUCUGGGAAAGAGACAAAUUCCCCUGAAUCUUGGAAACAGAAUGAAACAAAUCCUGCUGAAUCUGGGAAAAAGACAAAUCCACCCCAAUCAGGGAAAGAGUCGAAUCCACCUGAAGCUGGGAAACAGAAAGAAACUAAUCCACCUGAAUCUGGGAAAGAGCUGAAUCCUCCUGAAUCUGGGAAACAGAAAGAGACAAAUCCUCUUGAAUCUAGGAAAGAGACAAAUUCCACUGAAUCUGGGAAACAGAAAGAGACAAAUCCUCCACACUCUGGGAAAGAGACAAAUUUCACUGAAUCUGGACAAGAGAUGAAUCCCACAGAAUCUGGGAAGCAGAAAGAGACAAAUCCUCCAGAAACUGGAAAAGAAACAAAUCCACCUGAAUUUCAAAAAGAGACAAAUCCCCUUGAAUCUGGGAAACAGAAAGAAACUAAUCCACCUGAAUCUGGGAAACAGAAUGAAACAAAUCCUCUUGAAUCUGGGAAAGAGACAAAUUUCCCUGAAUCUGGGAAGGAGACAAAUUUCCCUGAAUCUGGGAAAGAGACAAAUUUCCCUGAAUCUGGGAAGGAGACAAAUUUCCUUGAAUCUGGGAAAGAGACAAAUCCACCCCAAUCAGGGAAAGAGUCGAAUCCACCUGAAGCUGGGAAACAGAAAGAAACUAAUCCCCCUGAAUCUGGGAAAGAGACAAAUUCCCUUGAAUCUGGGAAACAGAAAGAAACUAAUCCUCCUGAAUCUGGGAAAGAACUGAAUCCUCCUGAAUCUGGGAAACAGAACGAGACAAAUCCCCCUGAAUCUGGGAAAGAGACAAAUUCCACUGAAUCUGGGAAACAGAAAGAAACAAAUCCUGCUGAAUCGGGGAAAGAGACAAAUCCACCCCAUUCAGGGAAAGAGUCGAAUCCCCCUGAAUCUGGGAAACAGAAAGAAACGAAUCCACCUGAAUCUGGGAAACAAAUUAAUCUCACUGAAUCUGGGAAACAGAAAGAAAUUAAUCCACCUGAAUCUGGGAAAGAGACAAAUUCCACUGAAUCUGGGAAACAGAAAGAAAUUAAUUCCACUGAAUCUGGAAAAGAGAUGAAUCCCGCUGAAUCUGGGAAGCAGAAAGAGACAAAUCCUCCAGAAACUGGGAAAGAAACAAAUCCACCUGAUUCUCAAAAAGAUACUAAUCCCCUUGAAUCUGGGAAAAAUAAAGAAACUAAUCCACCUGAAUCUGGAAAAAAAAUGAAUCCACCUGAAUAUGGGAAACAGAAAACGACAAAUCCUUCAGAAACAGGGAAUAAAAAGCAUAUAGAUCCCAAUAAAUCUGGGAAAGAGAAAGAUUUGAAUCCACCUGAAUCUGGGAAACAGAAAGAUAUAAAUCCCCCUGAUUAUGCCAAAGAAAAAGAAACAGAUCAACCAGAAACUGUGAAAGAAAAGACAAAUCCACCUGCUUAUGAGAAUGAGAAAGACACAAAUCUACCUGAGACUGAUAAAAAGAAAGAGACGUAUCCAUCUAAAGCUGUGAAAGAGGCAGAUUCACCUGAAUCUGAGAAAGAGAAAGAGAUGUGA
Hemibagrus wyckioides is the source of this 5838-nucleotide messenger RNA. Its product is annotated as mucin-22-like. NCBI's taxonomy places the organism in Eukaryota, Metazoa, Chordata, Actinopteri, Siluriformes, Bagridae. Bases 1 to 5838 code for a protein of 1945 amino acids. The transcript has 2 exons. The record is from RefSeq and is a predicted model, not a curated record.